Molecule: messenger RNA, 1800 nt
Organism: Medicago truncatula (barrel medic)
Lineage: Eukaryota; Viridiplantae; Streptophyta; Magnoliopsida; Fabales; Fabaceae
Product: probable protein phosphatase 2C 5
Exons: 8
Coding region: 213-1484 (423 amino acids)
Biological process (GO): protein dephosphorylation
Molecular function (GO): protein serine/threonine phosphatase activity
Source: RefSeq, a predicted model, not a curated record
AAUUUGUUCUUGUUCUUUUUCCGCGUUUCCUCUGUAUGUAUACAACAUCUCUGUACCAAUCGAAAAUCAGAGAGCAAAGAUCUCUUCUUUUCUCUGUGCUCUCAACACCCAUUAGGGUUUUUCAUCUCUUCACCUUUCUUAUACUCAAAUUCUGAAUCAAUCUUCUUCAUUUUUCACCCGAUUUCUGCAGAAAUGUUGACUUAUAGACUAGGAUGAGUAAGGCUGAAUUAUCAAGGAUGAAGCAACCACUUGUUCCGUUGGCAACCUUGAUCGGCCGUGAGCUACGAAAUGGAAAAACGGAGAAGCCUUUUGUGAAGUAUGGACAGGCUGGUUUGGCAAAAAAAGGAGAAGAUUACUUUCUAAUCAAGACAGAUUGCCAUAGAGUUCCUGGCGAUUCUUCAACGUCAUUCUCUGUCUUCGCGAUCCUUGACGGGCAUAAUGGUAUAUCCGCUGCUAUUUUUGCGAAAGAAAAUAUAAUAAACAAUGUCAUGAGUGCCAUACCGCAAGGUGUAAGCAGGGAGGAAUGGCUUCAAGCUCUGCCUCGGGCUCUAGUUGUCGCUUUUGUGAAAACUGACAUGGAAUUUCAGAAAAAAGGGGAAACUUCUGGAACGACAGCUACGUUUGUGAUUAUUGAUGGAUGGACUGUAACAGUUGCAUCUGUUGGGGAUUCCCGAUGCAUAUUAGAUACUCAGGGAGGCGUUGUUUCUCUCUUGACAGUUGAUCACAGAUUGGAAGAAAAUGUAGAAGAGAGGGAGCGGGUUACAGCCAGUGGUGGUGAAGUAGGAAGACUCAAUGUAUUCGGAGGCAAUGAGGUGGGGCCUCUUCGCUGUUGGCCUGGUGGAUUGUGCCUUUCUAGAUCGAUUGGUGACACUGAUGUGGGAGAGUAUAUCGUUCCAAUACCACACGUUAAGCAAGUGAAGCUUUCAAAUGCUGGCGGAAGACUAAUUAUAGCUUCUGAUGGAAUUUGGGAUACUUUGUCUUCUGAUAUGGCUGCCAAGUCAUGUCGUGGUGUACCUGCAGAACUUGCUGCCAAGCUGGUGGUUAAGGAAGCUCUAAGGUCAAGAGGGCUGAAGGAUGAUACAACCUGCCUUGUUGUAGAUAUUAUUCCUUCGGACUAUCCUGUGUUGCCGAUGCCAGCAACUCCUAGAAAGAAACAUAAUGUGCUUAGUUCACUUCUCUUUGGAAAGAAAUCCCAAAACUUGGCAAACAAAGGAACUAAUAAGCUUUCUGCAGUUGGCGUUGUGGAGGAGUUAUUUGAAGAGGGUUCUGCAAUGCUUACAGAGAGGCUAGGUAAUAAUGUUCCUUCCGACACAAAUUCUGGUAUUCACCGCUGUGCAGUUUGCCUAGCAGAUCAACCCUCUGGUGAUGGCUUAUCAGUGAACAACGAUCAUUUUAUCACUCCGGUAUCUAAGCCAUGGGAAGGUCCAUUCCUCUGCACAAACUGUCAGAAGAAGAAAGACGCCAUGGAAGGAAAAAGGUCCUGAAGUCGGAGCAACAACAGUAUAGUUAUCUAGUAUUCAAUUUUAGUAGCAUAGUAAAUAUUUGUAUAAUUUUUCCUUGGCAGUGUGAGCAAUGCUUGGUUCUGCAUUUGGAUGGUGAGUGUCAUAAGUGUGUGUGAGUGACAAAUGAGGUUGAGAAUUGAGUUAGCUAUAGGUUAGGUCCAUUGAAGGUUGUUGCAAAUUAUUUUUUGGCUUGUGCUCAGCUGUUGGACUUACUGACAGAACAAAUAUUUUGUUUAGUAGAUAAAGUUAUAUUUGUUUGAUUGCUAACGGCUUGUAACUGAUAAUUUUGUUUGUUUAA